Molecule: messenger RNA, 1608 nt
Organism: Lobosporangium transversale
Lineage: Eukaryota; Fungi; Mortierellomycota; Mortierellomycetes; Mortierellales; Mortierellaceae
Product: major facilitator superfamily domain-containing protein
Exons: 3
Coding region: 1-1608 (535 amino acids)
Biological process (GO): transmembrane transport
Molecular function (GO): transmembrane transporter activity
Source: RefSeq, a predicted model, not a curated record
AUGAAGCGAACCACUAGCAAUAUCAGUCUUCCUAUCAAGAAAAGAGGAUGCUUUGGGCGACUCCGAAGAUCACCCAAUUUUAUCUUGUUCACAAUUUUUCUUGCACUCUUUGUGGAUAUGGCAACGUAUGGAAUCAUUGUACCGAUUCUCCCAUUUAUUGUGAAAGAAAAGACUCAUGGAGGAGCAACAGACGCAGGUUUACUGUUAGCAAUAUAUGCAAUUGGAGUCUUGCUGUCUUCACCUAUAUUUGGUGUCCUUGGUGAUCACUUCGUAUCACGUCGAACGCCUAUGCUGAUCGGUCUAGUUGGAAUGUUCUUGUCGACAAUCUUAUUUAUGGUGUCAACCAAUUUCUAUGUGUUCUUGGGAGCUCGACUUCUUCAAGGGGUUGCAGGAGGAUCUGUCUGGACCCUGGGAUUAGCGUUGAUCACUGAUGUAUUCCCCGCAGAAACACUGGGUCUCCAGAUGGGCAAAGUAUUGAUCGGUUACACUCUAGGUAUGAUGAUGGGACCACCUCUGGGUGGGUUUCUAUAUCAACAGGCGGGGUACCGAGCGCCCUUUCUGUUUUGUAGUUUGAUCACUCUAAUUGACUUCAUCUGCCGUGCCUUGAUUGUGGAGGAACGAGAAGAGAUUGUGAAGGCUCUUCGAGAACAAGGAAUGCAGGCUGAAGCAAAUGAGGAGGAAGCAGAGGUGGCAGCGCUCCGAAAACAAGAACGAAUGGAACAAAGGACCAGUUUCUGGAAGCUGAUCAAAGAGAAACGACUGCUAGGCUCUAUCAUUCUCACUGCCUGCACUGCGAGUGCAUUUGCGGGCGCAGAACCAACGCUCCCUUUAUACCUUGCCAGCAAUUUCGAUUUGACUUCAGAGCGUAUUGGACUAAUUUUUAUGGCUUUUUCUCUUCCAACACUUACGGCUCCUUUGGCAGGCGCAUUAUCGGAUAAAUUUGGCGCCAAGAUCAUCUGUGUGAUCUCACUGUUCCUAUGUACAGGCUCGAUUGUAUUAGGAGGCCUGGUCUUCAAGGGUUCUCUUGCAAUGGCGGUUGUCGUCUUCAUUGUUGUCGGCUUCACAGGAACAGCGGUUUUAACGCCAGUGCUUGGAGAACUAUCAGCUGUUGUGCGGAUGACAGGCGCAGGAGAUGGGUUCGCAAGAGCCUAUGCAAUGUUUAAUAUGGCAUUUUCGCUUGGUAUUAUAGUUGGUCCAGUUGCCUGUGGCAUGGUCUAUGAACAUUUUGGAUUCACGCCUUUAGCAUUGACCAUGGCUGGAUUUCUCGGCUCGGCCAUCCCAGUGGGGAUCAUCUGUUUAGGUGGAGCGGAGGAAAAGAGAAAGGAUAUAGCAAAGUACAAAGAGGAUCAAGAGAAAAGAAAUAACCAGCUACAUCAUAAUGUGAAAAGCUCCAGGUACAGCUUUGAGUUCACAAACAUGAAUGGAGAAGAAAAAAGAAUGGAGGAUGAACAAAGUCUGGAUAUCAAGCUAUCGCCAGGCGAGAAUGCAUUAAUUGGGAAGCAGUCAUUUGAAGAGAGAGGCAUUGGGGGUGGUGGUAGUGGGCUUAUCGGUAUGAGCCGAGGUGGUGGUACAAGAGAGGAGAUACUGAAAACAGCACGCAUGGAAUAG